GGGCUGGCCAAGGCUUGGGGGGCCACAGGGAGCAGAAGGGGAGCAGGGAUACCACCAGAGCCAGCGAGGCCCCUCUCUAGUGGCCAGAGAAGGGCUUGGCGGGCUGGUUUCUUCCUGCCUCAGGUUCCCCCUUCUCCAGCCCUGGCCCCCAGGAGCCCCGGGAGGGAGGGCAUCCAGGGUGAGGGUCCUGUGCCCCACCCAAGCCUGUGUGCAGGAGUGCUGGGGGCAGCUGGUGCUGAGGGGUUCCUUGACUGCUUCCCCAUGCUUGGGUGCCAGCACUGUCCUGCUGUCCAGGGUUGUGGGGCCGUGUCUCGCGAGCUGGCCAGGCGUGAUGGGGAGGCAGGUGAGGGCCAAGAAGAGGUGGGACUGGCUUUUACCCUGAGCCUGGGGUUCCCAGGAUCUCACCAGGGGGACAUGGAGGAUGGGCAGGAGGGAGGCCGGAAUGGGCAUCUGUGGUGCGUGUGGUGUAGUGAGCCAGCCGGGUGUCCGGGGUAGUGGCAUGGGCACGGCCUCAGGUCCCCAGGCUUGGUCAGGUGCUGGGCAGUCAGGAGGUGUUUGGCAGAGGUGGGUGGUCAGUGGCAGAGGCCACGCAUGAGUCCCAGGCAACAGCUGUGAGUGUACUGAUGUGCUGACCGCCUGGGAUGAGGGCCACACAUCAGGGCCAGGGCCAGACCCCACUCAGGGUCUGGGGCCAUGUGGUGAGCUGAUCCCUCUGGUCCCCUGCUGGCCCCAGGCAGGUAGAUGGGGAUGGGAACCCCUGGGUGGUGGCUGGGGGUCCUUGCUCAGGCCCAGGGUUGGCAGAGCCUUUCAGGGACAAGAGCCCUGUCUCCACCCCUGAAGCCCGAGGCAGGCUGGUCACCCCAACACACAGCCUAGCCGAUCCCCAAAAGCCACUCAGAGUCUGCUGGUGCAGCUUCCGUCCUGCCCCCAGCUGUGUCACAGUCCCUGAGCCAGUGUCCCUGUGGGUGGGGGGCCUUGGGCCUGCCUCUAUGGGGGUACACCUGCAUUUCCAGCAGGUAUGGACUGGCACACUGGCCAGGGUCCCUGCAGCCACCUGCCCAGUCCCAGGUUCCAGUGCCAAUGCGUCUCCAGAACGCUGAGGUUUCCAAGUCCUGACUUGGCCUGACCCGGACCUCCACCCCCGAGGGUCCUCUUGGCCGAUUCUUAGGGUUCUCCUGGGCAUGGCGCAUGGUCCUUGUGGGAGAGCCCCUACUGGGCACUACCCUGGUGAGACUGCCAGCAUUGAAGUUUCAGGAAGAGACCAAAGGGUGAAGAGCCGACUCAGUAUCCACGUGGCACUGCCAGGCUGCUGACUUGCCCACUCUGUGCCCCCAGGCUCCCCUCUGAGCCUGGGUCUGUGGAAGAGGCUCGCCGUCCUGCACUGGCAUCCAUCUCCUGUGACAGUGGGGUUCCCAUUCAUUGAUCCCCGGGCUAGGACCUGACAUCCAGCCCUUAACCUGUAACCUUCCAUAGGAGCUCUCCUGGUCAGCCCUAUGUCCCCCCUACUGCCCCGGGAGUGUGUUCCUGUGCGUGCGUGGGCCUGGGGGUAGAGCUGACAUUAGACCUGUCCAGGGGAUCCACAGGUCUCCACAUACCUGCACAUGCUGUCUGGGAAAGUGUCUGCCUCUGUUAUGCUGGACAUGAGCUCAUCCCAGUGUCUCCAUUGUGACCUGUUGUCCCUGGAACAGCCACCAGCUAAAGGGACAGGGCAGCAUUGGGAAUUUGCCCAACCCGGUGGGGAGCAGCAUGUUUGUGUGCACGUGUGCAUGUGCACAGACAUGAUGUGUGCAGGAGUGUGUGCAGAGGCAAGGCAGGGAAUGGGGCUGGGGCAGGGGGCGGCCUGCUGGGUGGUGUCUGUGUAGCUCCAAGCUCACAGAGGUCCUGGCAGCAGGGACCCGAAGGCAGUGAUAGCACAAGAGCCCACCAUGCAGGGCAAAGUGGCUGCACGCAUGUUUGCUCGUGACCUCAGUGUGGUGUGGGCAGUCAUGCAGGCUGAGCUGCCCAGGUUAGGGAGGCCACUUUGGGGGAGGCAUUCUGCCAGGUGCCCACAUACUGUGGGGAGGCCGCUGGGCGGCUGGGUGUGGAUUUGGGAGUCCUUCAGGCAUGGCCCUGAGCCCUGGGCUGGCUCUGCCAGGCCAGCUCCAGAAGCCGUGACUGCACAUGCCAGCCUGAGGGUCAGGCUCCCCGAGGGAAGCCAGCUUGGGCUGCACACCUCUCAGCUCCAUGCUCCUGAUAAUCAUGCACACAGGAGUGUUUGCCCCAGGGAAUCUGAAAACCCCACUAGAGGAGGAAGUGGGUCCUGGGCCUCCAGCCUGCUGGAGACAGAAGGCUGUAGAGCGGCCCCUGAGGGCUGGGAGUGCUCAUCUGUGUGAAGGCGUGGACUGUCCACACAUGGGAGUGUGCAUGAGCCGUGAGUGGUGUUUGUGUGUGCAAGCAGUCAUGUGAGACUGUAGUCUCACACACAUGUGCAUGUUAGGAUGUGUCUUACGUAAAUAUGUGCACCAGAGAGCAAGUGUGCACAUGGUGUGCAUUGGCAUGCAUCUGAAUUCACACGUGUCUGUUGGUGGAUGCAAGUGUGUACGGGUGUGUCUGCAAGCACACACGGGGGUGUACCUCUGUGCAGACGUAUGCACGGGAGAGUUCAUGUCUGCGUGUGGCCUCAAAGGGGUCGCUGUGAUGUGAGGAAGUGGGGCCACUUCCCCAGGAACCCGGGCUGCCCUGGCUUCCUCUGAUGGGGUGAGGCCCCAGAUACAUAAAGCCCGGGCCUGUGGCUCUGGCUGCUCAUCCCACAUCUGCUCCCACUGCUGCUGCUUCCCAGGCCCGUCCAGGGAAGGGGAGACACGACACUGUUGUGGCCUCGGGGCUCCUGCCCCAAAGCCACCCAGGAGCAGGUACUGGCCCUAGGGUGAGGGAGCCAGGAUGGGCACCCAGGAGAUGCGGAGGCUGCCUGUUAGGCACAUGCCUGCUGCGGCCAGGGUCUUCUGGGACGUGCCCAGGAGAGACUGUCCAGCUCCUGCUGGGAGGGUCCAGGGUUCCCAGAGUGGGACUAGGCCCGGAAGAUAGGCUCUGGCAGUGGCAGCGGUGGCGGCAGGGUUGGGGCUGAGGGUCAGCCUGGGACGCAAGGAGCUCCUGGAGGACAGGGUGCUUUAGGAGGCAGAGGCCCCGUAGUGGGGGCUUGGCGGAGGGAGCGUGAGAAGAUGGGGCUGGAGUGGGGUCAGUCCGUGACCCUUCAGCUGAGCGAGGCGGCCAGGGUCCCCUGCCUGCCGGAGAAGGCAGAGCCCUAGCUGUCUCCCACCCCUGGGCACUCGGGACAGGAGGCCGGGCAGAUGCUCCCUGGGAGAGGAGACCGCGAGGAACGCCCAGGGCAGGCCGGGGCCGCUGUGCUCGGCAGGGUGGCCAGCCGGCAGGUGCCAGGGCCGUGCAAGCCGGAGGUCAUGCGGACCCGGUCCACCUGCAGGUCCUGCACGCCCGCGCCCAUGACCAACAUGAGCUGGAGCUUCCUGACGCGGCUGCUGGAGGAGAUCCACAACCACUCCACCUUCGUGGGCAAGGUGUGGCUCACCGUACUGGUGGUCUUUCGCAUUGUGCUCACGGCCGUGGGCGGCGAGUCCAUCUAUUCGGAUGAGCAGGCCAAGUUCACCUGCAACACGCGGCAGCCGGGCUGCGACAACGUCUGCUAUGACGCCUUCGCGCCGCUGUCGCACGUUCGCUUCUGGGUCUUCCAGAUUGUGGUUAUUUCCACGCCAUCAGUGCUCUACCUGGGAUACGCCGUGCACCGCCUGGCGCGCGCCUCUGAGCAGGAGCGCAGACGGGCGCUGCGCCGCUGCCCAGGUUCCCGCCGCGCGCCUCCGCCGGGGUGGGCGGAGUCGGGCGAGGCGGAGCCCAUGCUGGCGCUGAGCGCGGGCGACGACGACGACGAGGAGGAGGAGCCUGAGGCGCCGGGCGUGGAGGACAAGGCUCGCGUGGGGGACGCGGCGGGGGCGGCGGGGCCUGGGGCGCAGCACGAUGGCCGGCGGCGCAUCCAGCGCGAGGGCCUGAUGCGCGCGUACGUGGCGCAGCUGGCGGCGCGCGCGGCGCUCGAGGUGGCCUUCCUGCUGGGCCAGUACCUGCUGUACGGCUUCGCCGUGCGCCCGUCCUUCGCGUGCGGCCGUCGGCCCUGCCCGCACGUGGUGGACUGCUUCGUGUCUCGGCCUACCGAGAAGACGGUCUUCCUGCUGGUUAUGUACGUGGUCAGCUGCCUCUGCCUGCUGCUCAACCUCUGCGAAAUGGCGCACCUGGGCCUGGGCAGCGCGCAGGACGCCGUGCGCGCUUCCCGCGCUCCCGCGGGGUCUGCGCCCGCCGCCCCGCCCCGCCCCGCGCCUUGCACGCUCGCGCUCGCCGCGCCUGGCCCAGCCGGCCCGCCCGAGUACAGCCUGGUCGUGCGCGCGGCCGACCCGGGCCUGGCGCAGCUGGGGAUGCAGUCACUUCGGGACCAGGACCCUCAGCGCGACCGCGACAGCCUGCCCUGCGCCGGGCUCGCCGCUGCCUCCCGGGGGGCCCCGCGGCCCGGUGCCCCGGCGUCAGGGUCAGGUAGCAACGCGUCGGGCUCGGGGGGCGCCGCGGGAGAGCGCGGCCGGAAGCCCAGGACGGACUCGGAGCAGGGCAGCGCGGGCAGCCGGGACGGCAAAACCACCGUGUGGAUCUGAGCGUGGUACGGGAUGCUUGUGUCCCUGCCGUGAUUCUCAGGGCGGUGCCGAGCUGGGGCUCAGGGCCGAGCCCCCCCCCCCCAGGUCCUGAGCCGGGAUGGGCCCCCCGGGAUUCCCAUUCCGCGCCUCCCUGCAGCUCCCCAGGUGGGACCUUGGUGCAAGUCAGGACUCGAGCAAGGGACUAUGGUGUCCCCGUCCCCUGAAGCAGUAAAUGAGCCCCUCUGCAGGCCCCCGCCCCCAGCCCUUGUUCCUGCACAGCUGGGAGCCCCCGGUCUUCCUUGCCAGGAAAGGGAAGUACAGGCCCGUCUGACCAGGUGGAAGCCUUUUCACCCCAGCCCUGCUCUGCACCCAGCUCUGGGCGAGCACUCAGGGAGCCAGGGCUGGGCAAGACCGCACCUUCUCUGCUUACCCCUUCUGCUGGGGCGCCGGUGUGCCUUGUUCUGUGGACAGGUGCUCUGGUGGUCACAGCAUGUGGCUUUGGCCACGCGGCGGGGAGCUCUGGGAGCUGCCCAUAACUUUUGCCCUUCCCGAUUCAGAGCUAGCUUCAGACAAAUAAAGCUGACUUCUUUUACACAGGGUG
Messenger RNA from Heterocephalus glaber (naked mole-rat), 5265 nucleotides. It is a transcript of the gene Gjc2, whose product is annotated as gap junction protein gamma 2. Gene Ontology annotation, molecular function: gap junction channel activity. Gene Ontology annotation, biological process: cell-cell signaling. NCBI's taxonomy places the organism in Eukaryota, Metazoa, Chordata, Mammalia, Rodentia, Bathyergidae. The record is from RefSeq and is a predicted model, not a curated record. Gene Ontology annotation, cellular component: connexin complex.